UUGACAUAAGUAUGAAUUAUGACUUUUAUCUGACACGUACAAGCCGAUAUUAUUUUAUAAAGUGAAAUACUUUAAAAUACACCUUCGACAAUCUACACAGUGUUUAUGGAUGUGAAACAUAGUUUUUCAGCUCUUUAACUACAAAUAGUGUGAUAGUGGAAUUCUUCAAUUGUACGUGUUUUUUAAAGUAAUCUGAAAAUGACUACCAUGGAACAGCCUUGUUACACACUCAUCAAUUUUCCGACAGAUUCUGAACCAUAUAAUGAAAUGCAACUCAAAACGGAUUUAGAGAAGGGCGAUGUGAAAGUCAAAAUACGAGCCUUAGAAAGAACCAUUCACAUGAUUUUGGCAGGAGAACGCCUGCCGAACGGUUUCUUAAUGACGAUUAUCAGGUAUGUUCUGCCGAUUCAGGAUCAUUUGGCCAAAAAGCUGUUGUUAAUUUUUUGGGAAAUUGUGCCAAAGACCUCACCUGACGGAAAACUGCUACAGGAAAUGAUUCUCGUUUGUGAUGCAUAUCGGAAAGACUUACAACAUCCCAAUGAAUUCCUCAGGGGGUCAACGCUGAGGUUUCUUUGCAAACUUAAGGAGCCUGAGUUGUUGGAGCCUCUGAUGCCAAGCAUCCGGAAAUGUUUGGAGCACAAACACAGUUAUGUGAGGAGAAAUGCUGUUUUAGCCAUAUUCACCAUUUAUCGCAAUUUUGAAUUUCUUAUACCUGAUGCUCCUGAGCUGAUUUCCAACUAUCUCGAUGGAGAACAAGACAUGUCAUGCAAACGCAAUGCUUUUCUCAUGCUUCUACAUGCAGAUCAGGAGAGGGCUUUGUCGUAUUUAGCGUCUUGCCUGGACCAAGUUACUUCGUUCGGUGACAUCUUACAGUUGGUAAUUGUGGAGUUAAUAUACAAAGUCUGUCACACAAAUCCCUCAGAACGUUCCCGAUUCAUCAGAUGCAUUUAUAACUUGCUGAAUUCCAGUAGUCCUGCGGUUCGUUACGAAGCCGCAGGGACUCUGGUAACUCUAUCCAGUGCCCCAACGGCCAUCAAAGCUGCCGCCAGCUGUUACAUCGAACUCAUCAUCAAAGAAAGUGAUAACAACGUGAAACUCAUUGUUCUGGACAGACUGAUUGCGUUGAAAGAUCACCCCAGUCACGAGCGAGUCUUGCAAGACCUCGUUAUGGACAUAUUAAGGGUUCUCUCAGCCCCGGAUUUGGAGGUACGCAAGAAGACUCUUAGUUUAGCCAUGGAGUUGAUUUCGUCACGUAAUAUUGAAGAGAUGGUACUGAUUUUAAAGAAAGAGGUCUCUAAAACGCUUGACAGUGAACACGAAGACACAGGAAAGUACCGUCAGUUAUUAGUUCGCACUUUGCAUUCCUGCUGUAUCAAAUUUCCAGAUGUGGCCGUUACCGUAAUUCCAGUGUUGAUGGAGUUUUUGUCCGACAGUAAUGAAUUGGCAGCCACUGACGUACUUGUGUUUGUGAGAGAGGCCGUACAGAAGUUUGAGAAUUUGCAGCCUCUAGUUAUAGAGAAAUUAUUGGAAACUUUCAAGGAUAUCAAAUCUGUAAAGGUUCACCGUGCAGCCCUUUGGAUAUUGGGAGAAUAUGCUACCUCUGUUAGUGAUAUAGAGAUGGUAAUCAAGCAAAUUAAUCAAACUUUGGGUGAUUGCCCCCUCUUGGAAGCGGAGCAGAGACUCGUUUCUGGAGAUGCAGAGGAAAAUAUUUCAAACAUAAGUAGUACCACUACAACGUUGGUUACAUCUGAUGGAACUUACGCUACCCAGUCAUCUUUCAAUACAGUUCACAAAUCAAGUAAAGAAAAGAGGCCUCCACUUCGUCAAUAUUUAAUGGACGGCGAUUUCUUUAUUGGAGCCUCGCUCGCUUCCACAUUGACAAAAUUAGCUUUGCGCUACGGAAAUCUCACUUCUCCCUCACAAAGGAAUAGAUUUGACACUGAAGUCAUGUUGAUCAUGGCAGGAAUUGUUCAUUUGGGAAAAUCAGGCUUGCCAACGAAACCGAUCACGAAUGACGAUAAGGAUCACAUCCUGUUCUGUCUGAGGGUUCUCUCCGAUCGUACUUCCGCCAUCAUUCAGAUAUUCACAGAGCGCUGCCGGCUCGCUCUCAAUGACAUGCUUGUCGCCAAAGAAGCAGAAGAGGCGUCGACUCUGAAGACGAAAGAGAAAUCCGGCAAUACGAUCCAAACAGAUGACCCGAUUAGCUUCCUCCAGCUGGAGGCCGACAAGAAUGGAGAACUUGGCGAAAACGUAUUUGAGACCUCGCUGUCGCAAGCCCUCGUCGGUGGAAGAGGCAGCGCGGCAGAUUCUGCCACAGGAACAAAUAAGUUGAACAAGAUAACGCAGUUGACAGGUUUUUCGGAUCCCGUUUAUUCAGAAGCUUAUGUCCACGUCAACCAGUACGAUAUUGUGCUGGACGUUUUGAUCGUCAAUCAAACUAAUGAUACUCUGCAAAAUUGUACUUUGGAGCUGGCGACGUUGGGAGAUCUGAAACUUGUCGAAAAACCUCAGCCAGUAGUUCUUGCUCCCAAAGACUUCUGUAACAUCAAAGCCCACGUAAAGGUUGCUUCCACUGAAAACGGAAUCAUCUUUGGAAACAUCGUUUAUGACGUGACGGGCGCGGCCUCAGACAGGAACGUAGUCGUCCUCAAUGACAUCCACAUCGACAUCAUGGACUAUAUUGUUCCAGCGUCUUGUACCGAUUCAGAAUUUAUGAGGAUGUGGGCUGAAUUCGAAUGGGAAAAUAAGGUGACUGUCAACACACCUCUGACGGACCUUGCCGACUAUUUGGAGCACCUCAUUAAGAGCACCAACAUGAAAUGCUUGACGCCAGAAAAGGCGCUCAGCGGUCAGUGUGGUUUCAUGGCAGCCAAUAUGUACGCUAAAUCCAUAUUUGGAGAAGACGCUUUGGCCAAUUUGAGUAUAGAGAAACCGUUUAACAAACCAGAAGCACCUGUAGCUGGACACAUCAGAAUCAGGGCUAAGAGUCAGGGCAUGGCCUUGAGCUUAGGAGACAAAAUAAAUAUGACUCAAAAAGGCAUACCAAGUAAGAUUGUUGCAUCUUGAUUUGUAUGUCAACUAUAUUUGUUAUUUCGCCAUUUCAUUUUAUAAUCAUGUCUAAUAUUAAUAUCUACAUAGAUUCUGAAUAAAAAGUAUCAAAUAAUU
This is a messenger RNA of Leptinotarsa decemlineata (Colorado potato beetle), 3165 nucleotides long. It is a transcript of the gene betaCOP, whose product is annotated as coatomer subunit beta. Gene Ontology annotation, cellular component: COPI vesicle coat; cytoplasm. Gene Ontology annotation, biological process: endoplasmic reticulum to Golgi vesicle-mediated transport; intracellular protein transport; intra-Golgi vesicle-mediated transport. Gene Ontology annotation, molecular function: structural molecule activity. The record is from RefSeq and is a predicted model, not a curated record. Lineage: Eukaryota; Metazoa; Arthropoda; Insecta; Coleoptera; Chrysomelidae.